AUGCAAGGGUAUUUACAUUGCAAAAAUAUGAGGGACUUAUAUCAAAGGGAACUCAAUGAAGCUAAAAAACAGGCGGAGAUCGAAAGUUAUAUGCUUCGCAAUGGAAUGCUCUAUGGGCAAGAAAAGGAAAUAAAAGAAAUACCUUCUAACAAAUAUUACACGGAUUCGGAAAAGAUAUAUGCUAUUCAAGAGAUCAAAAACUCCAUUAUAGCGUUAGAACGUGACAUAACAAAAUACAUCAAAAUCUUAAAAGCAUUGACCGAGAAAUAUAUUAUCUAUAUGAUGCUAUGCCAUCAUUCUCUGAAUAGUCGGAAGAUUUCGAAGAAUCUGAUAAUUAUAAUUGAAUCAGAUAUACUAUCAGUUAUGGCUAAAAAAUCGAGGAAUAAUAGGCGCAAGACUGCAGAGCCCUUUAUUAUGAGUACAGAACUCAACGCGAAUAUAAGGAAUAUUAAAUGUAUAACAAAGGAAAAAGUAGUUAGCGUUGAAGCAUAUUCAUCUGGUCGAGCGCAGCCAUUCACAGCAGAUGCUUGUGAAGGGGAAUCUCCCACAGAUAUACAAGCGACAUACGGUACGCGUUACAAAAUGAGAUCACUCGAAGUUCGUGAAGAUCAAAAAAAAUUCUUGAUAGAUGACGAAGUUCUUUACGCGAUACCAUUACCGCCAAAAUUGGAGGCUGAUGAGUAUAGGAAUGACUGGGAGGGCUAUGAGGAUGAGAGACGAAUCCGAAAAGCUGAUUAUAAUUACGGUCAAGCUCAGGUAGCAUCGUCCACACUGGAAAUAGAUAUUUUAAGUGAUGAAGAGAGAAUGGUUAAGUAUGACGAAGAGCUAGAAUUAUUUGCUCAAGAAACCGUUCGAAAUGAUGGAGAGAAAUGGGUUAUAUGCGACACCGAUCUACAUGACACAUUAACUAAAUGGCAAAAGGUGAAAGUCCAGCCACGCACUGACCUAGCAUUUUACAACAUUAUAGACAUGACUCCAGGUUCAAACAGCAAUUUCAUACGAUUACUACCCAAAGAUGUAGUAUCAUUGGUGUUAAAGCCCACAUUUCGGGCGGAUUCCGUAAAUAUGUGGACAAAAAUUAUACAAAAACAAGAACUAAUAACACUACAAAAUUUGUUUGGGAGUAUUUUAAACUUCCUAGUAGAGUCGUUUGAAAGAGAAAAUGACUUAGCAGAUUCAAAUCUGUCUGAAUUAGGAUAUCGAGAGACGUUCCUUAUGUCACUAAUAUGUAGUCUAUUCCGGGGGCUUAACCGGGAAAUGAACAUUUUUUUAAGACAAAAUAUGGAAAAAGAUGACGAGGAAGACAGGACAACUGGACGAAAGAUAGAUGUUAUUUGGUCUAUGAAACCAACGGACCUUGAAUUUUCAAUUCGCGAAAUAAGUGGACCACCAAACAAAUAUGAAGUGAUUGUUUAUGAAAUGGCAGUACCAUUCCGAGGAUUAUAUACUUUUAAUGAAAUUCUCCGAUCAAGGCUUCCGACCAAUGACGUUGAAAUUGGACUGUUAACGCGAUCUAUGCCGGCAUUAAUCAAUAUCAAGGAGUUGCUUAAAAAGAGCUUGGACGAUAUAAAAAAAUACAUUAUGGAUGCAUGCACUAGUACACCGGAUGAUGAUAAUACAAACUCAUUUGUUACACACACUGAUUCGACAUCUAAAUCAAAAACGAAAAAAAGGAGCUAA
Molecule: messenger RNA, 1680 nt
Organism: Acaulospora morrowiae
Lineage: Eukaryota; Fungi; Glomeromycota; Glomeromycetes; Diversisporales; Acaulosporaceae
Source: the annotation of a GenBank genome assembly